CGAUUAAACUCCCAGUAAACAUCGCCGAAUGCUCUUUAUUCUGGAGUGUAUUUUCGCUGUGUGUCUUUAAGCGGGAGUUCUGUUUGUCCGACAGGAGGCGUGUCUCCUCCACAGAGCUCCAUCUGAACAUAUGAACUAUACCGCUCCAUCUGUACUCACUUCAUCAGCCCGAGCUGCUCUCCACAUCCGAGGCACGCGCCGCACAUGGAUUUCUCCCGGAUUUUCCAGCUCUAACAUGGACGCCCGGUUGGAGGGUUUUUCCUUUGCGCAGUGAGACGGACAUGCGAAGAAGCGUCGCCCAUGGAGUGUCCUCUUCUGUCUCAGUGACCAUGCCGUGAUCACACACACGCGCCGCUGAAUCAAACACCUCCAAAAGCACGAAACAAGUGGGGAAUCUUUACGCUCCGUCCUGGGGAAUGACAUGCAGCGCAUCGCAGGCAUCACGAAGAUGGUAACUCAUCGGAGAUGGCUUGGGCUGUUGCUGCUCUUACUGUGUGUGGGAUAUUCUCACGGGAUGCCACAUGUUUUACGAUUCGGGGGGAUAUUUGAAUCCAUCGAAAGUGGCCCAUCAGGUGCUGAAGAACUUGCCUUUAAGUUUGCUUUAAAUACAAUCAACAGGAACAGAACUUUACUGCCAAACACCACACUCACAUACGACAUCCAGCGGAUAAACAUCCACGACAGCUUCGAGGCCUCCAGAAAAGCUUGUGACCAGCUCUCUCUGGGAGUGGCUGCCAUCUUCGGGCCCUCGCACAGCUCCUCUGCCAACGCGGUGCAGUCCAUCUGUAACGCUCUCGGGGUGCCACACAUACAGACCAAGUGGAAGCACCAAGUGUCAGACAACCGAGACUCCUUCUACGUCAACCUGUACCCCGACUUCUCCUCCCUCAGCAGGGCCAUUUUAGACCUGGUGCACUUCUUCAAGUGGAAAACGGUCACCGUGGUUUAUGACGACAGCACAGGUCUGAUUCGAUUACAGGAGCUCAUCAAGGCUCCGUCUCGUUACAACAUCCGAUUAAAAAUCCGGCAGCUACCAGCAGACACAAAAGAUGCCAAGCCGCUUCUUAAAGAAAUGAAACGAGGGAAAGAGUUUCAUGUGAUCUUUGACUGCGGGCAUGAGAUGGCGGCGGGCAUCCUGAAACAGGCUCUCGCCAUGGGAAUGAUGACAGAGUAUUACCACUACAUUUUUACUACCCUGGAUCUCUUCGCAUUGGACGUGGAGCCGUAUCGCUACAGCGGAGUCAACAUGACUGGAUUUCGUAUCCUAAACACAGAGAACAGUCAAGUGUCCUCCAUCAUUGAAAAGUGGUCCAUGGAGCGUCUACAGGCACCUCCUAAACCCGAUUCUGGCCUCCUCGAUGGCUUCAUGACAACAGAUGCUGCCCUGAUGUAUGACGCGGUGCAUGUGGUGGCUGUUGCAGUCCAGCAGUCUCCUCAAAUCACCGUCAGUUCACUCCAAUGUAACCGGCACAAGCCCUGGCGAUUCGGCAACCGAUUCAUGACGCUCAUUAAAGAGGCCCACUGGGACGGCUUGACCGGACGGAUAAAUUUCAACAGGACCAACGGCCUGAGGACAGAUUUCGAUCUGGAUGUGAUCAGCCUGAAGGAAGAGGGGCUAGAGAAGAUUGGUACGUGGGAUCCUGCAAGUGGUUUGAACAUGACUGAAAACCAAAAGGGAAAGACGGCCAAUGUGACCGACUCCUUGUCCAACAGAUCAUUGGUGGUGUCCACAAUACUGGAAGAGCCGUACGUGAUGUUCAAGAAGUCGGAUAAGCCGCUGUAUGGUAACGAUCGUUUCGAGGGUUACUGUGUCGACCUGCUGCGUGAGCUCGCCGCCAUCCUGGGCUUCGGUUAUGAGCUGCGUCUGGUGGAGGACGGACGGUACGGGGCGCAGGACGAGAGCUCGGGACAGUGGAACGGCAUGGUGCGAGAGCUCAUGGACCACAAAGCUGAUCUUGCAGUGGCGCCGCUGGCCAUCACAUACGUGCGGGAGAAGGUCAUCGACUUUUCCAAACCCUUCAUGACGCUGGGGAUAAGUAUACUGUACCGAAAACCCAACGGCACCAACCCGGGGGUCUUCUCCUUUCUCAACCCCCUGUCCCCCGACAUCUGGAUGUAUAUUCUGCUCGCUUACUUGGGUGUCAGUUGUGUGCUGUUUGUCAUAGCCAGGUUUAGCCCCUACGAAUGGUAUAACCCUCACCCGUGCAACCCCGACUCGGACGUGGUGGAAAACAAUUUCACCCUGCUAAAUAGUUUCUGGUUCGGAGUUGGAGCUCUCAUGCAGCAAGGAUCUGAGCUCAUGCCCAAAGCCCUUUCCACCAGGAUAGUAGGAGGAAUCUGGUGGUUUUUCACCCUAAUCAUCAUCUCCUCCUACACGGCCAACUUAGCUGCCUUCCUAACGGUGGAGAGAAUGGAGUCUCCAAUCGACUCGGCUGAUGACCUGGCCAAGCAGACGAAGAUUGAGUACGGAGUGGUGGAGGACGGAUCCACAAUGACCUUCUUUAAGAAAACGAAGAUCUCCACGUAUGAUAAAAUGUGGGAGUUCAUGAGCAGCAGACGGCAUUCGGUCAUGGUGAAGAGCAUCGAGGAAGGAAUUGAGCGCGUGCUGACAUCCGAUUACGCCUUCCUCAUGGAGUCCACCACCAUCGAAUUCGUCACGCAACGCAACUGCAACCUCACACAGAUUGGAGGACUCAUAGACUCCAAGGCCUAUGGAGUUGGCACCCCUAUGGGCUCUCCGUACCGGGAUAAGAUCACCAUCGCCAUCCUGCAGCUCCAGGAAGAAGGGAAGCUGCACAUGAUGAAGGAGAAGUGGUGGCGAGGAAACGGCUGUCCUGAAGAGGAGAAUAAAGAGGCCAGUGCUCUCGGCGUCCAGAACAUCGGCGGCAUUUUCAUCGUUCUGGCAGCCGGACUCGUCCUGUCUGUGUUUGUGGCGGUCGGAGAGUUUCUCUAUAAGUCCAAACAAAACGCACAGCUGGAAAAGAGAUCCUUCUGCAGCGCCAUGGUAGACGAGCUCCGGGUCUCCCUAAAAUGCCAACGGAGGCUCAAACACAAGCCUCAACCACCCGUCAUGGUCAAAACAGACGAAGUUAUCAACAUGCACACUUUCAAUGACCGAAGACUGCCGGGCAAAGAAACCAUGGCUUAAAAAACAGACACCAGCUCGCUCUUUCUUGAGCUCGGAGAGUUUGGGAAUUUGGGUCGGUUUUCUAUACGGGGGGGGUCUUAAAUGUCAUUUCAAACAAUUGGGAAUAAUAAAAAACAAACAACAACAGCAGAAACGGAAACAUAUUUCCUGUGGAAAUAACUUGAAUCUGGGCAAAAGAGAAUGUUAGUUACCUCUUUGCUACAGAUCACCACCAGAGCAAAAGACUGAGCAUUGCCAGCGUACUUUUAGCAGGAAAUGCAGUACACUGAGGUUUGUCUGCUUAUUGUGUAUUAUUUUUGGGGUUUGAUGACACACUUGGCUGUCCAUAGAGGGAACGAGGAGUCGUGUCCUGACAAGCUAAAGAAGGACAGGUUUUUAACACACACUGUACACCGGAGCAACGUUUCGAAAAGUGCUCAGAAACAAUCAUUUGCUGAGCGCCACAGCAAUAUCACUGAAGUCACGCGAUAUGAUUUUAUGUUCGCACCCACACUAACAAGCAAUGGAUGCAGGACAGCAACAGGCAAUACACCACUUUCAUUUCCUCGCAUUUUCAGGCCCCCGCUGAACGUCACGUGUAAAGAAAAAUCACUGAGAAAAGAAAAAUAACUCACCACCAAUCACGAAAAGGCUUUUUCAUUUACUCAGUUAAUUUGAUAGUUUUGAUUAUUAUUUUGAAACGUGUAAAAUUAAUUUAAUCCAAACUCAAGCUAGCAAAUCAAUCAAUAAAUGUACUCUUUUUUUAUUUUAUUUAUGCAAAAAUUAUCUAAAGACAUUUUUAAAAAGGUACUUCUUUUGGAAAAGCAGAAUCUUAUAUUUUACCUGUUUUAUUAUAGUUAUUAUCUAUUAAAUAUCAUUAAAUUCCAAUUAAAUUAUUUUCUUUUUUUUCUGAGUCAUCGUCAUCCCUCCCAAUAUAACCCACCAAGAAUCUAAUUUUAAAGGCUUUUUUUUUCACAUUUAUUUUGAUGUUUUUUUUUUUCUCUCCAGGACUGAUGCAUCUUUUUUUUUAUUUUAACUUAUUGUAAAUUAAUGUAAAUCAAACUCAAGCUCACAAAUCAAUAUAUAUUUUAUUAUUAUUAUUAUUCUUUUUAUAAUUUUUUUUUUUUUUUUGGAGAAGCAGAAUUGCAUAAGAUUAAAUCUUAUAUGCAUUUUCAGGCCCUGCUGAACAUCACGUCUAAAAAAAAACAUUGAAAAAAAUUUAAAUAACCCACCAAGAAUCUGUUUUUGAAGGUUUUUUUCUUUUAUUUAAUUAUUUUGAUUGUUUUUUUCUCUCUCCAGGACUUAUGCAUCUUUUUUUUAAAUUUUACUUAUUGUAAAAUGAAUGUAAAUCAAACUCAA
Danio rerio (zebrafish) is the source of this 4486-nucleotide messenger RNA. Lineage: Eukaryota; Metazoa; Chordata; Actinopteri; Cypriniformes; Danionidae. The record is from RefSeq and is a predicted model, not a curated record.